AUGUCCAGGCUCGUCGACUACUUCGUAAUUGUGGGUUUCGACCACGAAAAAGAAAGGGGUGGUCUGAGCAACGGCGUGAUCCUUCAGCGAUUCCCCGAGACGAACUGGGAAGACACACCCUUCCACGACGGUAUCGAAUGGUUCUGCCAACCGCAAGGAUGGGCGCUCUCCACGGAGCGCUCCGAGCCCCGCUUCUACGUGUCCGUGCUGACGGACGUGGACGCGAACCGCCACUACUGCGCCUGCCUCUGCUUCAACGAGACCGUCGCCAUAACGCCCACGAAGCCCGCCGACGAGGACGAGGAGUCCCUGGACUCAUCGAGGUCGGUGGCCAACAUCACCCACCAUAGCAUCAUGUACGCGCCCAAGUGCCUCGUCAUCGUCUCACGGCAGGACUACAUUGACACCUUUCGGAACUGCCUGGGGAUAAUAUACACGGUGUGGGUGGAGAAUCUGGGCGUGCCGCUGGAGACGCUCGUGGGGAACCUGGUGGGGUGCGUGCUGGUGCCCCCGGCUGGGGGGCCCCAGGUGCGAUUCAGUAUCGGUGCCGGGGACAGGCAGGCGAUCCAGCCACCGGCGGCGCCACCCAUGCCGGUCACCCACACGGCCGUGCACAUGUUGCUGAGAUUGCUGGGCAUCCACAACUCGGUGACGCUGUGGUGCGCGGUGAUGAGCGAGCACAAGGUGCUGCUCGUAUCGCUGGCAGCGGCCCGUCUAUCAGCCGCGUGCCGUGCGCUUGCCGCUCUAAUGUUCCCCUUCCGCUACGCGCACGUGUACAUUCCCCUGCUGCCCGCCGGCCUGGCGGAGGUGCUGGCCACGCCGACGCCCUUCCUCAUCGGCGUCCACUCCAGCCUCAAGGAGGAGGUCACAGAGCUGCUGGACGUGAUCGUGGCCGACCUGGACGUGGGCUCGCUGCACAUCCCGGCCAGCGUGAACAUCCCCCGCCCCGAGGGCAGGCUGCUGGCGUCCCUCCAGGAGGCGCUGGCGCUGGUGCUGCAGCCGGAGCUGCGCUCGGCGGACUCGGCCUUCGCCCCCCCGCCGCCCGCCGCCUCCCCGCCCCACAUGCUAGACAAGGAGAUACGGGCGGUGUUCAUGCGGACGCUCGCCAAACUGCUGCAGGGAUACAGGCAUUGUCUGACGAUGAUCCGCAUCCACCCGUCGCCGGUGCUGACCUUCCACAAGGCGGGGUUCCUCGGCAGCCGGGGGCUGGCCGCGUGCCCCUUCGCCGUGCGCCUGCUCGACUCCAUGUUCUUCAACGGGCUGGUGGCGGAGCGCGGCCCCCCGUGGCGGCCCACGGACAUCUUCGACGAGCUGGUGCAGAACCUGCCUGAGCAGUUGAGGUUGGAGUCAUUGAAUCCGGACCUGGAAUUGCAGCACAUACAAGACUUGGCGAUGCAGUUGCACCUGAAUGAAAAUCCCAACCCUCAGGUGGUGUCGCAGGCGUACCAGCAGCGCGUGCUGCGGCCGCCGCUGGGCGCGGAGGCGCGCAUCCACCAGCCGCCGCUGCCGCCGCUAGACGCGGCGCGCGUGCGCGACGUCAUACGCGACGUGGCGCAGCGGAGCGCGCCCAACGCCAAGCUGACUGCCUUGAGGCCGCCCCAGGCGCGGAUAGUUCCGCCGGCAGCGCCGCCCACGGGGGGCGAGGAGCCAGGUCAGAUGCUCCUCACCAAUUCGGCGCGACGUCUGGAGGUGCUGCGCGCGUGCGUGGCGGCGCUGUUCGAGGGGCGGUACGCGGACGCGCGCAAGUCGUUCCCGGCGGUGCUGCGCGCGCUGCGUGCGCCGGCCGCGCGCGCCGCGCUCGUGCGCGACCUCGCCGCGCGCCUGCCCACCAACAAGCAGCUGCUGCAGCACCACCAGUUCGAGCUGCUCGUCAGG
This is a messenger RNA of Iphiclides podalirius (scarce swallowtail), 1875 nucleotides long. The record is from the annotation of a GenBank genome assembly. NCBI's taxonomy places the organism in Eukaryota, Metazoa, Arthropoda, Insecta, Lepidoptera, Papilionidae.